Molecule: messenger RNA, 3551 nt
Organism: Danaus plexippus (monarch butterfly)
Lineage: Eukaryota; Metazoa; Arthropoda; Insecta; Lepidoptera; Nymphalidae
Product: transmembrane protein 47
Exons: 7
Coding region: 555-1241 (228 amino acids)
Biological process (GO): cell-cell adhesion
Cellular component (GO): membrane; cell-cell junction
Source: RefSeq, a predicted model, not a curated record
AGAUUAGAUGCUGUUGAUAUUGCUUUAUGUAUAUACAUAGUUUCAUUUAAGUUACACAGAAAUUAAAGCUUUGUAUGGUAAAGUGCUAAGCGUGGUUCGGUGUAGUGGGAUCGAAUUUGAGUAGCGUUCUGGCUAAUAAACGUGUUUCCGUUAUAUGCGUUUUGUUGGCGCGGGAUAGGGGGGUGGCGGAUCUGAGGCGAAGGGCGGGCAGCAGUGCUCCGACGGGCGGCAGUAUCGCGUCAGGCGUCGCACCGCCCGGUUCAGCCGCCCAAUUCAAGUGCCGCCCUAUCCGUCACUUAUUUACAUCCAAAACAAAUUAUAAAAUAUCACAUGAUAUCUACAUUUCUUGACUAAUAAAUUGUUAGAUAAUCACUGUGUGACCGUUCCCAUAAGCAAAUUAUACUUUGAUCGAUAAUAUCACUGACGCGGUGAGAAAAAGGUGCAAUAAUUUCAAAUUUUGAAAUAUUAUAUAUAAAAGUAAAAUCAUUCUGCGAGUCGCGUAGAUCCGCGGUAUGCGUUGUUAGUGCGUGGUAUCAGAUCUCGUCAAGUGUGUGAUGUCAGGGCGCGCGGGAGCCGGCGCGGGGGGGCGCUCGCACCCGCGCGCCCUGCCGCCCGUACUGCCGCCGCCGCCGGAGUUCGCUGAACAAGACGACAUGCCCGCCAAUCAGAUAGCACAGGUGAUCGCUCUAAUAUGUGGUUUAUUAGUGGUGAUUCUGAUGGUUUUGGGUCUGGCGUCCGCUGACUGGUUGAUGGCGGCCGGCUGGAGGCAGGGUCUCUUCAUGCACUGCAUAGACCCCGCUGCUCCAACACCGCUGCCCUUCGAUAUAACAGCGCAACCAGGAUGCUACGCCGCCAGACCGGCGCCAUAUAUUAAGGCUGCGGCUGGUCUGUGUGUGGCCACACUAGCAGCGGACGUCUGCGGCGCUCUUCUGACAGGUCUAGGUCUUCGAUCAGCUGAUCACCGUACCAAGUUUCGGUAUUACCGUUUCGCUGUUCUCGCCAUGUCCCUCGCACUGAUGUGCAUUUUGAUAGCCCUGGUAAUAUACCCGGUCUGUUUCGCUGCUGAGUUGAAUCUCGGUAACAGAUCGGUAUGGGAAUUCGGUUGGGCUUACGGCGUGGGUUGGGGAGCCGCCAUCUUUCUUUUCGGAGCAGUUGUACUUCUGCUUUGUGAUAAGGAGAGCGAGGAGCUCUACUACAAGGAGCGAAAAGUGGUGAGCGGGGAAGGUGGUGGGCGCCCCUAGGGCCGCGGGCGCCUGCCCGACCUCGUGCCGUGAGCGCGCUAGACACACACACACACCGCGUCUCCAUACACACACACAAACACACACACAUACACACACACGAUCUCAUGAAGCCUAGUGUAUGGUGCGGUUCGUAUGCGUUCAUGUACGCUCGUAUGCUUCCGCAUACGAGCGUAUGAGUUCGGCUGCGAUCGUAUGAGUUCGGAUACGAUCGUAUGAGUUAGGAUUUGGACGGAGUAGAUUCUAGAAUAAGUUUCUUCGGACGGUCUUGGCUUUUUGAUUGUUGAUAUGUGCUUUGUGUGGCUGUGGAAGCGAUAUUUCCCUGACGCAGGUCGUGUGACCUGCGAGAAGAUUCCGCUCGGAUAGUGUACUACUCUCGAACAUCGUUCGUUAUUAUCGGGACCUUUUAGUUGAAGUAUUCUAACAUUCACUUUUUAUUACAAUUCUGUUGUGGUUAGUUAAUUUAUUGAAUUUUAGUUUAAGUGCAACGUUAACGAUUUGAAUAUAUUUUUAUGAAUAUAUUACUUGAAACAAAUGCUCAAAAUUGUAUCUCACAUAAUGAGAAAGUAUAUAUAAAACUUUUGGGAAUCUCAUCAGCCGGCAGGCGUAAAGAUAAAAAUGAUGUAUGUGAGUGAGAAUAGUCUCGGCCAUAUUAUAUAUAACUAAUGUUUGUUUGUUUAUUUAGUUGUAAGAUGUCCGAGGCGUCGUUUGUUGUUCGGGUCACAUUCACGUAACUCGUACUCGCGUACCUCGAAUGUAAUCCGUUCCAAAGAGCGUCGCUUAUUUAUUCGCUUUAUGUUACUCGUCCUAGUUGUAAAUAUGUUAAGUGUAGUCAGUGUGCAUUAUCCGUGGGGCGGGCUGGGGGGAGCGUGCGGUAGGGGCAAGUGUGGCGAGUGUGGCGCGCGUGGCGAUGCGUGGUGUGGCGUGGCGUGUCGUGGCGUGUCGUGGCGUGGCGCGGGAGGCAGCAGGCGCGGGCGAGGCCCGGGGCGGACUCGAUACAGUGUUAUGCACAAUUAGUGUUACGUGUGAAUGUACUUUGCAAACGAGACGCGAACAUUGCGGGCUAUGAAUUAUAAAAUUUAAUGUUGACGGUUAACAUUUCUAUCGCCAGAAACUUUUGUCGACAUUACAAAUAUGGAUUUGACGACUUUUUUAUAUCGGUUAGAUGUUUUUCUUAUGAUAAUGUUUUUUGGAAUUGAACCUUAUUUCUUAUGAUAUUUUCCUAAUAGUUAUUUAUUUUUUAUCAAUGCAAAUAUCUUGUCGCUUUCGCGAAUUGAAGACUAAUUGAAAUGAAUCUAUUAUAAAGUUAGUAUUAACGUUUGAUAAACGCUUAUGUUUAAAACACCGAGCGCUGAAGCAUUGAGUUGAUGGCGGUAUCCUGGGGUUAUUCAAUUGCAGCUUCUCAGGUGUUCUCGUUUAUGGCUUUAAUUCCGAAAUCUAAACAAUUCGCAUUUAUAAUAAUUUAAAGAUAUUUUUUUGUGAUUUAUUUGUAAAGAUAUUAUAUAAAAUGUAAGUUAAUCUUAAUCAGGAUUCUGCAUUGAGCUCUAGAGCAUCUUCUAUCUUUUCUGCUGUAUUGAAACCUGUUUAUUGUGUGCAUAACCAGGUUACAUGUUUGUUAGAAAAUAUAUAAUAAUGUAUUACAGUACUUAGUUACGGUACGGUAAUUAUAUUAAUUAAAGUUUACACGUCAAAGUCAGAUGGAUUGAUAUUUUUAGAUAUACAUAUGUAAUUUUAAUGUUUAAACAUUGAUCGCCUAACAGUAGUAGUGUCUUUAGCUGAACAAUUUUAACGUGUUGUUGUUAGAUGAUGUGUAUUGUUCGAUUUUUAUUACUUUUCUUAUUUUUUUCUUUUCCAGCUCCAACGUUCGUAUCACAAAGUUAAUCUUAAAUAAUGUUUUUUUUUUAUGAUUAGACGUUUUAACUUUAUCUAUGGACAAUUUGAAUGUGUUGUCUAUGGAUUCGAGAUUUAUAUAAAACCUAUUUUCUAUAAUCCGCUACGUAAAAUCACACUGCCAUAUAUGUAUUUGUUUUUUUUUUUUCGAUGUUACUUUACCGUAAUGACAUUUUUGAUUUACUUUAGAUCUAAGUGUAUAUUUUUUAUUGUAAAAGUAAUUUAGUAUUAGACAAAAUAAAAUGUUUCAGGGAAUCAUUAUCUUGUAAGAUAUAAAUGCUUGGUCAUUUUAUAAGUAUUAUUUCUGUAUUAACAUUUCCAAACUCAAUUUUGUAUCUAUACAACGGUAUAAUAUUUUUUAUUUCUUCUAAAUCAAAUUAAAAGUCAUAUCAAUAAGAUUAAUAAAAGUAUUUAAAUAGU